AUGAAGGACAGUAUCGCCAACAACAGCACAGCCAGCAUAUCCCAAGCCAGGAAAGCUGUAGAGCAGCUGAAAAUGGAGGCCUGCAUGGAUAGGAUAAAGGUGUCCAAGGCGGCAGCAGACCUGAUGGCAUACUGUGAUGCCCACAUACGUGAGGACCCUCUCAUCGUCCCCGUCCCGGCCUCCGAGAACCCGUUCCGAGAGAAGAAGUUCUUCUGCACCAUCCUCUGA
Molecule: messenger RNA, 228 nt
Organism: Lampris incognitus (smalleye Pacific opah)
Lineage: Eukaryota; Metazoa; Chordata; Actinopteri; Lampriformes; Lampridae
Product: guanine nucleotide-binding protein G(I)/G(S)/G(O) subunit gamma-4
Exons: 2
Coding region: 1-228 (75 amino acids)
Biological process (GO): G protein-coupled receptor signaling pathway
Cellular component (GO): heterotrimeric G-protein complex
Molecular function (GO): G-protein beta-subunit binding
Source: RefSeq, a predicted model, not a curated record